AUGUCGCGCCGGGUGUCCACGCUGGCGGCCGCCAGGCCGAAGUCGGCCUGUGUACCAAAAAACUUCGAUUUACUGCCUUUUCCCUCUCUCCGUGUUCGUCUACACCCUGUGCCGCUCAUGACUAUCCUAGAUGCGUACAUUCGCCGAGAUGAAGGCCAGGAAAACGUCAUCGGCACCCUCCUCGGCUCAUGCUCCGAUGGAAACGUCAUAGAUGUCACAGACUGCUUCGUUGAUCGACAUUCCUUGACAGGAGAGGGCUUGCUGCAAAUCAUCAAGGACCACCACGAGAGCAUGUUCGAGCUAAAGCAACAGGCUAACGGAGGCAACGGGGGGGUGAGGGAGGUGGUAGUGGGGUGGUUCUGCACAGGUAGUGAAAUGACGGAACUGACGUGCGCUGUGCACGGCUGGUUCAAGCAGUUUUCCUCCGUCUCCAAAUUCUUUCCCCAGCCUCCCCUGACGGAGCCCAUCCACUUGAUGGUUGAUGCCAUUAUGGAGAGCGGGAGCUUCGCAGUGAAAGUAUACACACAGGUGCAGAUGACUAUGGCUAGAGAGGCUUGCUUCCAGUUUCAUGAACUGCCCCUGGAACUGUACGCGUCUCCCUCUGACCGAAUUGGUCUAAGGUUGUUGCAGAAAGUCCGCAUGGCAAACCGGAGCCAUCCGCCUAAACCUGAGGAAUUGAUGGAGCCGGCAGCAGAUGGUGUUUUGUUGGAUGAGAUGGGCGACGGCCUCAGUGCUGAACUUGAGCAGCUGCAGGAGAAACUAGAGAUUUGCGCCUCAUACGUUCGAAGCGUGUUGAAUGGAGAAACAGAGCCGGAUCCUGAGGUGGGCCGUUUCCUCAGCUCAGCUCUGAGCGGAGCCACGGAGCCAGAAUUGGAGAGCUUUGAACAACUUUGCCAGAACACGCUGCAGGACAGCCUCAUGGCUGCGCAUUUGGCUAGACUGGCCAAGUUGCAGUUCGCUUUGACGGAGGAGGGAAUUGAGGGACGGCUGCUUGUCGACUCCAGUGAUGCUCAGCACUUAUUGAAGCCGCUGAAACACUUGCGUGUAGUUGUUGCGUUGGAUUGA
Molecule: messenger RNA, 1065 nt
Organism: Eimeria mitis
Lineage: Eukaryota; Apicomplexa; Conoidasida; Eucoccidiorida; Eimeriidae
Product: eukaryotic translation initiation factor 3 subunit 5, putative
Exons: 4
Coding region: 1-1065 (354 amino acids)
Biological process (GO): translational initiation
Cellular component (GO): eukaryotic translation initiation factor 3 complex, eIF3m
Molecular function (GO): metallopeptidase activity; translation initiation factor activity; translation initiation factor binding
Source: RefSeq, a predicted model, not a curated record